Molecule: messenger RNA, 2776 nt
Organism: Porites lobata
Lineage: Eukaryota; Metazoa; Cnidaria; Anthozoa; Scleractinia; Poritidae
Source: the annotation of a GenBank genome assembly
AUGGCGGACCGAAGCGAGAACAUGUCUCAAUUUCACGGUAAAAAGCCGUGUCGUGCAUGCACUGAUUUCAAAUCCUGGAUGAGACAGGGAAACAAAACGAAAAGUAAUCCGGUGAGUCUUCACUUUACAAUCGGUUUUUAAAAAUAGACCCUUAAACAACUCUGUCUUGUGUUCAUGUUGCAUCAUAUUUUUCAGUUUAAUUUCUGUCAAGUCAUGUGGUGCGCGCAAUUAGAGCGAAUGGCCUUAUAGAUUGUCAAUCAUUUUGUUUUCCUGAAAACCUCGCUAAUACGACCAAAUGUUCGUAGCCAAACGGUGGGUUUCACCGUAUCUUCUUACGCCAAAAAAAAAAGAAAAAAGAAAAGACUCACGGAUGUUCUGGACAAUGGGUAAUAACUUUUAUGACAGUGAAGGUUGGGAUUGAUCGUGGUACAAUUGACCAGAUCAUUGCUGGGUCUUUAUUGUCCUGGCCUUUAAGUUACUCAGAGUAAUUAUAAAAGACAUUUUGGCCAAGCACAGUUUUACGUGUAAAUAUUUCCACCAUUAUUUAGCUAUUAAUUUAGCUCCAUUUUGUCCUUUGAUCGCAUUAAAAAUGAAGAUGAACAUGAAUUUAAAGUUUGGUUAGUUUCGAUGUCUUGAACAUAAUUGUUAGUUAUGGGGAUUGAUGUUUUCAGUACUAAAAUGAAGAUGCCAAGAAGAAAGACCUAUCUACAAAGAUUCCAACUUUAAUAACUGAAAAAGGGAGGUUUUUGGAGUGGCAUAGACGCGCCAAGGAGCACCAAAGACACGAGUCUCUAGGGAGGGUCCAGGGGCAUGCUUGUCCAGCAAAAAUUUUAUGAUAUAUGCCUCUAAGAUGCCAUUUCCCACACUUUGAGAUCACAGUCAAUGGAAAUGCCACGCCCAAUAUUAUAUUACAGACAAACGGCAAAGAAUGGUGCUAAAAAGACUGGUUAAACAAAGAAAACAUUAUCUUCCUUUGGCUAGGAAGAGUUUCAAAAACUGGGAGAAUAUUAAGUGAAAAUGGUAGGCCGGAAAUAUUCACUGAAACCAGGAGGUUUCCGGCCAAAAAGGGAGGGCUGGAAUUUCUGUUUCUAUGGCCCUUUGGACUAAAAUAAAUAAAGGCCAAGUGGACAAUUAACUGAAGAUCCAGAGAACUAAAUGAAGACCCUGUGGUCCAAAUGAAGACCUUGUGGUUAACCUGGGAUCAGGUGUACAGCUUACCUUGUGGUCUAAAUGAAGGACCCGUGUCUGUCUAUUACAGGACACAGUUGAUAAUGAAGAGUCUGCAUUAGCAAGGUUGGCUUUCUUUUUGUUGAUUUGUCAAGAAAUAAGUGUCCAUUGUCUGCAUUAAUGGGUGUCCCUAUUUAAGUGGGUUAAAUUAGCUUUCCCUGCGACAAAGAAAACUGUCUGUAAUAACGAGGUGUUCGUUUUAAGUGUGUGUUCUUAAAGCAGGGUUUACUAUGUCCUACUUUGCAAAAGAUGAGUUGUAUUGGCUUUGUUGGGAAUAUGUUCUUUUAUAAAUGCAAUGAAUUGUGUUGAAAUUUGGUUUAUAAUAUGGCUUGAUCAGCUUUAAAUGGCGUUUGGCAGCAGAAAAUCUGGGGGAAAGGCUUUUAAUGAAAAAAAUAAUCUCAACCGCAUCAAUAUCUACACUUUGUGUAGAAGUUAAGAAUAGUCACAGCAAAUACAAUGUCAGGGGUUUGAUUCUUGGAAAAGCUUGUUUUAAUUUAAUUUCCUCUUUCAUACAUUUUCUUAUCCUUAUUGGGCUUCUUUCUCUUUCUUUCUUCUUCUGGUCAUUGUUUACAUAUUUCUAGUAUGUAUGUGAGGCAGUGCUUUUUAUAAAGGGAAAACUCUCUACUAAUUUCUCUGCAGAGUAAUGAUAGUAGUACAUCAUCACAAACCCAGGAUGGUACAUCACAGGCAGACUCUGUAGUAGAAUGCCCUGUGGACAUUUUGGAGCUUGGAAGAUCAACAUGGAACUUUCUUCACACAAUGGCUGCAUAUUAUCCUGACAAUCCUACACAACAACAGCAAUCUGACAUGGCCAGUUUUAUCAAACUCUUUUCAAAAUUUUUUCCUUGUGAAGAUUGUGCCACUCAUUUACGACAAAGGUGAAUAUGAGUUUUAUGAACUGUAUUGAUAUGUGGUACUUCAACAGCAAAUAAACACUUGCACUGAUUGUGUAGAAUUUGUAAUUAAUUUAAAUUUUCAGCAAGUGCUUUUAUGUCUCAAAAUCAGUCAAAUAUUCAAACUAAGGUGGUCUGAUGUUAUUACAAUGAAAAAAAUAAAAAACAGCUGCAUCAAGAAUUGAAUAAAUUAAUACCUUCGCAAAAUGCAGUUCAAACAGCAAAAUAAGCUUUUGAGAGAAAGAUGCUGUAUCAUAUCUUUUUUGCUUCAGGUUACAAACACACCCUCCUGAUGCUAGCAGCAGACAUAACUUGAGUCAGUGGAUGUGUCAUAUGCACAAUGAUGUGAACAAAAGACUUGGAAAACCACAGUUUGAUUGUUCAAAAGUUGAUGAACGAUGGCUGGAUGGUUGGAAUGAUGGAUCCUGUGGUUAAUGAUUGUGUUUAGAAAAAUUAUAAUUGUGGUCAGUACACUACACAUAAGACAUUUAUGAAAACGGAGGAAGUGAACUUAAGUAACCAAGAAAUAGUCACAGUUCAUGGCGCCAAAUAAUCCCACGUGACAUCAGAAACUGAGGUGGUGAUAGUAUUUAUUACUAACAAACAAGAGCUGGUUCCUGGACCUUAUGACUGACCUGACCUGUGCAGAACAGGUU